Messenger RNA from Neomonachus schauinslandi (Hawaiian monk seal), 2934 nucleotides. It is a transcript of the gene PABPC4, whose product is annotated as poly(A) binding protein cytoplasmic 4. Gene Ontology annotation, cellular component: cytosol. The record is from RefSeq and is a predicted model, not a curated record. Lineage: Eukaryota; Metazoa; Chordata; Mammalia; Carnivora; Phocidae. Gene Ontology annotation, molecular function: mRNA binding.
CUGCGCCCAGGUCGCGAGGCGCCCUUCGACCAGCAGCGCCCGGGGCGGGCGAGUAUAAAUGGAGCGGUGGCUCCCCCGGCCGCCUCUCUCCGCCCCGGGUCGCCGCAGCCUCCGUCGCUUUCGGGCCCUAGCAGCCUGAAGGAAAAACAGGAAAAGAUAAAAAAAAUCCGAAAAUGCUUUAAAACCUAAAAAAAAAAAAAAAAACGAGAGAGAGAGAGAGAAAGAAAAAAGCGCAUCCUCCUCGGAGAACCCGCGGGGAAGUCACUUCUGCACGCUUCCGGCCUGCCCGCGCCCGCCGCCGCACCUUGGCGUCCGUCGGUCCGGUGGUGAGCCGCCCGCCCGCGUCCACGCGCCUCCGCUCCGUCCGCCCCCGCGCCGCGUGGCAGCCCCGCGCCCGCCGCCCUCGCCCCCCGCGCGUCGGCCCCGGGCGCACCACGUGUCCGCGCUGCCCUUCGCCGGCCCGGCGUGGGAGGAGGCUGCGCGCCCGGCCCCCGGGGCUUGCCGAGUCGGCGCCGACCAAGAUUUGGUUUCCCUCUUGCCCUGGCUGCUGUAAUCUUAAACCGCCGGGAGCCCGAGGCCUAUAUUUAUAGAGAAACCCGUGUCCCGGAGGCCGCCGUGGGCACCAUUUGGUUGCCUCUUGGAGAAUUUUUAUAAUUUGGAGGGGAGUCUCUGUUUUAAUACGUUAUUUUUUUUUUUCUCCUUUGAAAUUUGGAGCUUCAGACCAGGACAGCUGCAAAUUACAAACUCCCAGAGAGGGCCAUAUUGUUUUUGAGAGCCUUUUGUCUGCGGUUUUGCAGUCUCGAACGAGCUGUCCCUGAACUCCUCCUCCCGGUCCUCCGUGUCUCCGAGCCUGCUCCGGCGUCUCUUAGCUUCACUCUGCCACCUGUGAGCCGCGGCGCGGGCCACGGCUCCGAGAAGAGCCCCUUUUGUCCUGUGUGGUCCCUAUAAGAAGUUCUCCUGGCGGGGCUCGGGGUGGUGGGGGCUGGGGAGAUGAACGCUGCGGCCAGCAGCUACCCCAUGGCCUCCCUCUACGUGGGUGACCUGCACUCGGACGUCACCGAGGCCAUGCUGUAUGAAAAGUUCAGUCCUGCGGGGCCUGUGCUGUCCAUCCGGGUCUGCCGCGAUAUGAUCACCCGCCGCUCCCUGGGUUAUGCCUACGUCAACUUCCAGCAGCCGGCGGACGCUGAGCGGGCCUUGGAUACCAUGAACUUUGAUGUGAUUAAGGGAAAGCCAAUCCGUAUCAUGUGGUCUCAGAGGGAUCCCUCUUUGAGAAAAUCUGGUGUGGGAAACGUCUUCAUCAAGAAUCUGGACAAAUCUAUAGAUAACAAGGCACUUUAUGAUACUUUUUCUGCUUUUGGAAACAUUCUGUCUUGCAAGGUGGUGUGUGAUGAGAACGGCUCUAAGGGUUAUGCCUUUGUCCACUUCGAGACGCAAGAGGCUGCUGACAAGGCCAUCGAGAAGAUGAACGGCAUGCUCCUCAAUGACCGCAAAGUGUUUGUGGGCAGAUUCAAGUCUCGAAAAGAGCGGGAAGCUGAGCUUGGAGCCAAAGCCAAGGAGUUCACCAAUGUUUAUAUCAAAAACUUUGGGGAAGAGGUGGAUGAUGAGAGUCUGAAAGAGCUAUUUAGCCAGUUUGGUAAGACCCUAAGUGUCAAGGUGAUGAGAGAUCCCAGUGGGAAAUCCAAAGGCUUUGGCUUUGUGAGUUACGAAAAACACGAGGAUGCCAAUAAGGCUGUGGAAGAGAUGAAUGGAAAAGAAAUCAGUGGGAAAGUGAUUUUUGUAGGCCGUGCCCAGAAGAAAGUGGAACGGCAGGCUGAGUUAAAGCGGAAAUUUGAACAGCUAAAACAAGAGAGAAUUAGUCGGUAUCAGGGGGUGAAUCUCUACAUUAAGAACUUGGAUGACACCAUUGAUGAUGAGAAGUUAAGGAAAGAGUUUUCUCCUUUUGGAUCAAUCACCAGUGCUAAGGUAAUGUUGGAGGAUGGGAGAAGCAAAGGGUUUGGCUUUGUCUGCUUCUCAUCUCCUGAAGAGGCGACCAAAGCAGUCACCGAGAUGAACGGACGCAUCGUGGGCUCCAAGCCACUAUAUGUCGCCCUGGCCCAGAGGAAGGAAGAGCGAAAGGCUCACCUGACCAACCAGUACAUGCAGCGGGUGGCUGGAAUGCGAGCACUCCCUGCCAAUGCCAUCUUAAAUCAGUUCCAGCCUGCAGCCGGUGGUUACUUCGUGCCAGCAGUCCCACAGGCCCAGGGAAGACCUCCAUAUUACACACCCAACCAGUUAGCACAGAUGAGGCCUAACCCCCGCUGGCAGCAAGGUGGGAGACCUCAAGGCUUCCAAGGAAUGCCAAGUGCUAUACGCCAGUCUGGGCCUCGUCCCGCUCUUCGCCAUCUGGCUCCAACUGGGUCUGAGUGCCCGGACCGCUUGGCUAUGGACUUUGGUGGGGCUGGUGCCGCCCAGCAAGGGCUGACUGACAGCUGCCAGUCUGGAGGUGUUCCCCCAGCCGUGCAGACCUUAGCACCUCGUGCUGCUGUUGCUGCUACUGCCCCUCGGGCUGUCGCACCUUACAAAUACGCCUCCAGUGUCCGCAGCCCUCACCCUGCCAUCCAGCCCCUGCAGGCACCGCAGCCUGCGGUCCAUGUGCAGGGGCAGGAGCCCCUGACCGCCUCCAUGCUGGCCGCAGCGCCCCCCCAGGAGCAGAAGCAGAUGCUGGGAGAACGUUUGUUCCCGCUCAUCCAAACCAUGCAUUCAAACCUGGCUGGGAAAAUCACGGGCAUGCUGUUGGAGAUUGACAACUCUGAGCUGCUGCACAUGCUCGAGUCCCCCGAGUCGCUCCGCUCCAAGGUGGAUGAAGCUGUGGCGGUUCUGCAGGCUCAUCAUGCCAAGAAAGAAGCUGCCCAGAAGGUGGGCGCUGUUGCCGCUGCUACCUCUUAGCCAAGGAAA